This is a messenger RNA of Caenorhabditis auriculariae, 1912 nucleotides long. The record is from the annotation of a GenBank genome assembly. Lineage: Eukaryota; Metazoa; Nematoda; Chromadorea; Rhabditida; Rhabditidae.
AUGGUAACCACACCUGUCACGACAGUCGGCGGGUUGGCUGCGGACAACCGCAAAACACCCGCGGAACGCCCUCUGACCUGUGGCUCGUCUCAUAAUCUCCUUUGUCCUUGUGACGUCAUCUCUGUCUGAUUUCCGCCCUUUGUUCUCUUGUCCUUGGCUUUUUUUGCUCAUAAAAAAAGUCUGUUUUGGCGCGCAUUUGCUCUUUUCUCGAAGUUUGUUCUGACGUGAAAAUUUGAAGUUUUUACAAGGGCAAAAGGUCACCGUCUUUUGGAGAUUUUAUUCAUUUUUUUCGAGGGAUUCAAACUCAAAAAUUUGAAGUUCUUCUUUAUCUUUAUAAAGUCAUGUAAAACUUCCAAUGGAAAAUUUUUGCGGAGAGUUUUCUUUUUUGGAAGCUGCAAUUUUCAACUUUCAUUUCACCUGUACCUUAACUAAAAAAAUUUUUGAGCGCUCAAAGUCUAAAAAUCGCUGACUUGUAUCCUCUUUUUUGCAGCUUUUUUUUCAUCUUUCCAAAAAUUCAUACUUUCUGAAAUUUUUCGCCGAUUUUUAUAGUUCUCCGCAAGUUUCUGACAAUGAACUUACUAAUUAUGUCAAUAUCAAUAUUUUUCCCAUUUUCCACUGAACUUCUAUAGUUUUCAACGAAACUUCUGAUAACCAGUCUUAUCUCAAAUUUUCCCUUGUACUUGCGGAAUCUUUCUUUGACAUUGCGCUUUUGGCACCUCCGCAUAAGCCUCUUAUAUUCUUAGAAGCGCCGCCGACGUAUCUGAUUACUUUUGGCCCCUCAUCGCCAUUCCAUUGUAAUUCUGACCCCCUAUUGUUCUUCUCUCGUAUUACUUCAUGCCUCAGAGAGAUUUAGAGUUCAAAAAGCUUCAUUUUUAUCAUUUCUCUGAAAAAUAAAUCUCUCUUUUUCAGAAAGGACGACCCAAAACGACGGCCGUCGAUCACAUCGAACUCAGCGAGAAGCUGAACCGGCUCACGAGCAGCAGCUCAAUUGGAUCGAGUCUACCGUCUUUGAGGUAUCAUUUCAUUUCGUCUUUUUUGCUCUUUUCAGUCUAAUAUCAUAGCUAUUCCACUGCUUCAAAAAAAUAUUUUUCAUUCCACAUAAAAAUUUUCAAAGAAUUUUGGAUAUCUUCACUGUUUCUCGGCAGUUUCUUCAAUCACAAAGAUAAAAAAAAAGUUGUUUCCAUUCCUCCGUGUGUUCAUUUCCGAUGAUUUCAAGUUUUUGUGAGAAUCUGUACUUUCAAAACAGGAACAUAGAAUAAUUGGAGUUUUCAAAGCUCAUUUUUUGAUGUUGUGAAAAAAUUUACGCAAUUUUUCGAUUUUCAUUAUCAUCCUCAUUUUAUUUAUUUUCUAGUUCAACUUAUUUUCUCAUAACCAAGUUUUCUCUAGCUCACUACACUCCACUUCAUCGGCUAGCACAAUGCCAUCAGCAAAAAUUGCCGACGGUAGCUGCAUCAGCCUUCCCGCCCUCAAAACUCCUUCAUUUCGUGAGUUUCACUUCUUCUUUUCUUUUUUAAACGCCGAUGAAAAAAAAAGUUUCAAAUCGUUCGUUUUUAGAAAAAACGGAUGAAGAUCGACAACGUGACGUUGUCCGGUAUCGGGAGAUGCUCCAGAAGAGGGCGGAGCUGGAGGAGACGCUCAUCGAGAGACUGACCGAACUAAAGGCGAUUUGUGUUCAAGAAGGGGUUGAAACGGUUUCAAGAUAUUUGAUGAUAUUUUUGAUUUAUUAGGAAUUGACUGGAGCGAUGCCGGACGAGAUGCAGAAUGCGUUGAUGCCUGGAGAAGACGUGCCGAGGUUGAAAAGACGCGUUGGAACGUCUUUCUCAAUUCCCGAAGAGCUGAUCCGAGCUGAUAAGGUGAGCAAAAAAUUAAUAGAACUAGAACUUUUUAGUCUGAGUUUAUUUUAAUCUGGUAG